This is a messenger RNA of Cuscuta europaea, 551 nucleotides long. NCBI's taxonomy places the organism in Eukaryota, Viridiplantae, Streptophyta, Magnoliopsida, Solanales, Convolvulaceae. The record is from the annotation of a GenBank genome assembly.
GUGGUUUUCAAGGCCAUUCUUCUGAACGUUGUUAUCAGCUUAUUGGUUAUCCAUCUAACUGGAAAGGUCCUAAGGGUCAAAGAUAUGCACCUGGUUUCAAACCUCCCUCUACCAAUGCUAACAAACCAUCUCAAGCACACUUGGCAUCUGCUGCCCCAACUGAUACUACUGAUGUUCAUGAAUUUGACUUUUGCAAUCCUGAGCUAUACAAUCAAUUCCUUCAGUUCAUGAAGAAUCAACAAUCUGUGCCCAGCUCUUCUCAUGCUGCUAUGGCUAUAUCUCAAACUACUGAUCAUGAUAAAUCCUCAUCUCUUACUGACAACUCUUUCAAAGGACCAAAAUACACAGAAAAUCAUUGGUUAUGCUGAAAUCACAAAUGGACUCUAUCACUUGCAUCUUCCUACUCAUACUGCUUCUGCUCAUUCUGUCACUACUGCUUCAAAUAAUAAUUCUGUUCUAUGGCAUUAUAGACUAGGUCAUACUCCUUUUAAUAAACUGAGUUCUUUUCCUAUUUCUGUUGAAAAUAUUUCUUGUAAUAAUAUCACUCCUUG